Messenger RNA from Paramecium tetraurelia, 627 nucleotides. RefSeq lists its product as uncharacterized. The transcript has 3 exons. Lineage: Eukaryota; Ciliophora; Oligohymenophorea; Peniculida; Parameciidae. Gene Ontology annotation, molecular function: GTPase activity; GTP binding. Gene Ontology annotation, cellular component: endosome; Golgi apparatus. The record is from RefSeq and is a predicted model, not a curated record.
AUGAAUAAUGAAAAUUAAGAUAAAAAAUGGGAUUAUUAAAUAAAAAUUAUUUUACUAGGCUCUUGUGGGACAGGAAAAACUAAUUUUAUCUCAAAGAUUUGCAGAAAUUAAUUUGAUAUAGAAUCACACUCAACAAUAGGAAUUGAAUUUGGAGUUAGAGAUGUAAUAGUCGAAUCUCAUUUAUUUCGAUUAUAAUUAUGGGAUACUGCCGGAUAAGAAAAGUUCUUAAGUAUGACAUCAGGAUAUUUUAAAAAUGCUGCUGGAGUGUUUUUACUUUAUGAUAUUACAAAAAAGGACAGCUUUGAUCAAAUAUAAACUUGGCUUAAAAUGUGCAAACAAUAUUUAGAUUAAUAUUGCGUCUUGUAUUUAGUUGGGAAUAAAAUUGAUAUGCAAUAUCUUAGAGAAGUAAAUAGGUCAUCUGGUUAAAGUUUCGCUUAAGUAAAUUAAUUACUUUUUGAGGAAUGUAGUGCAGCAAGUGGAGAGAAAAUUGAAGACAUUUUAAAAGAAAUGGUCUCAAAUAUAUAUCAAAUAUUAAUGAUGAAUGAAAUUCAGGUUGAAAACCCUUAAUCAAAAUCCUCUUUGUCCAUAAAAUCGAGUUAAAAUACUUUAAACUCAUGUUGUAUCUGA